UCCUAAAUUUUGCUAAAAAAUCACAAUUAUAUAAAAUGGAUACAGAUGACCUAACAUUAGAGGAAAAAUGCGAAAAUCUUAUGAAUGUCGUUGUUGAAUCUCGUAAAAGAUUUGGUAAAAUGUGCGUGGAAUAUGAACAAAAAAGUUCGAUAAUGGAAAACAAAAUACUCAAUUUGCAAUUGGAAUCUUUAUCAAAAGCAAGAUUUAAGUCAAAACAUCCGGUUCCCGACAUAGAUGUGGAUAGUAUGAAGAAAGAAGUCGAUGAUUUCAUCAGCGGCAUUCAAGAACGACAACAGAGAAUUGAAAAAUUGAACAAAAGUUUGAGGAACACAGAGCAAAUUGUUUUACAACUUAAGGAAGAUAAAAUCGGCAGGAAACUUAGGCAACCACUAACUGCGGAGGAUAGGAUAACUACUAAAAGUCAUAAAUCAAAAUAAUAUUUUAACAUGUUAGUUAUUGUGCAUUCUCAGUGAACAAAUAGCAUACCCUAACGCUAUCAAGGAUCAUGUCUUGCUGGUAUGUACUUUUGUAUACUAUAUUAUAAUUAUCUGAAGUUAUAUUCUAGUAGAUAUAAGAAAUAUAAUAGUGCAUAUGAUGUCAUAAAGAAUAAACUAAAUUAUGAGCAAUAUUCUCCGUAAUUUCUAGAUAAUUUCAAUAUAACUAGGUUAUAAUAUGUGCUUAAGUGAUUUGGUGGUCAUUUUUAGAUGUUUUAUUACUAUCAUUACAUCUUAAUUUAACACCAAAGUUCAAAUUUUUAAUCAUUUUGGAUUGGCAAUAUAUUUAAUAAAUCUUGUUAUAAAAUAGAGAUAUUAGAGCUAUAGUAUGGUUUACAUUGGCCGCACAAUGUGCUCAAACUGAAAAAGAAAAAAAAAAUUAAGAGUGACCAGUAUCCAUUGAUGUUA
Papilio xuthus (Asian swallowtail) is the source of this 902-nucleotide messenger RNA. RefSeq lists its product as uncharacterized. The record is from RefSeq and is a predicted model, not a curated record. NCBI's taxonomy places the organism in Eukaryota, Metazoa, Arthropoda, Insecta, Lepidoptera, Papilionidae. The transcript has 2 exons. Bases 36 to 437 code for a protein of 133 amino acids.